AGCAGAUACCUCGCCCCCACCCCCGUCCCCCUUGAUGUUACUGAUGUAAGCUACCAGUGUCUGUUACAUUUGCGAAUGCAGUGCUCACUCAAUUUUUUCUAGGAAUGCUAGAGAACACAAGGAUAACACUUGAAUUGCUGCUUUUUGUGAAUCUUAAGGCAACCGCAGCCGCAUCUGCUUCUCGUUCAUUGAAGAACAGUUUUUCAGAAGAGCUGAAAUGGACUUGCAUAUUCUCGACCAUCGAUUGAGGGUGACUAGUAUCAGUAAAACAGGACUGGUUCAUUUUACUCACCCUCUAAUAAAAUUAAUUUUCUUGAGAAACCGGAGCAGAUGUAAAUUUUUCAGUCUCACAGAAACUCCAGAGAACUACACAGUCGUCCUUGACGAGGAGGGCUUCAAAGAACUGCAGCCGUCAGAACAUCUACAGGUGGAAGGCUCCACCUGGUUGCCGCUCAACGUCGUCUCCAAUGGCAACGCCUCCAGCAGCUCGCAGGCGGUGGGUGUCACCAAGAUCGCCAAGUCGGUCAUCGCCCCGCUGGCGGAGCAGAAGGUGUCCGUCUUCAUGCUGUCCACCUACCAGACAGACUUCAUCCUGGUGCGAGAGAAAGACCUGUCGGUAGUGAUCCACACCCUGCAGGAGGAGUUUAACAUUUACAGGGAGGUGGGGGGAGAGUCUGUUCCUGUCCACCAUCAGGACACCCAGAAUGGCCUGCAGAAGAAUGGAAAAGAUGCUGCGAAGGCCACAGUGCACCCUGUGCUGAUCCCCGAGAAUCAGUUCUGCGUGAUGAGCCUGGACCCUGACACGCUGCCCGCCAUCGCCACCACGCUCAUCGAUGUGCUUUUCUACUCAAACAGUCCAAAAGAAGAAGGUCACUCAAGUGAAGACCUCCAGCGUGUCAAGUUCUUCUCGUUCUCCCUGAUAGAGGGGUACAUCUCCUUGGUCAUGGACACCGAGGCACAAAGACAGUUCCCUGCGGAUCUCUUGUUCACAAGCUCGUCAGGAGAGCUCUGGAGAAUGGUGCGAAUUGGAGGCCAGCCCUUGGGCUUCGAUGAGUGUGGGAUUGUGGCCCAGAUCUCCCAGCCUCUGGCCGACAGUGACAUCUCUGCCUACUACAUCAGUACCUUCAGCUUCGACCACGCGCUGGUCCCAGAGGAGGAUAUUGUCACAGUGACAGACAUGCUCCAGAGGCAAAGGAAGGAACCAGGGUGCUGACCUGCUGUAGUCUCAAGUUCUCCGCCACUCUGGAUGCAAUGGCAGAGAAACUCUGUGUGUGUCUGUCUGUCUCUCUCUCUGUGUCUGUGUCUGUGUGUGUGUGUGUGUGUGUGUGUGUGUGUGUGUGU
Messenger RNA from Clupea harengus (Atlantic herring), 1341 nucleotides. It is a transcript of the gene castor1, whose product is annotated as cytosolic arginine sensor for mTORC1 subunit 1. Gene Ontology annotation, molecular function: arginine binding. Gene Ontology annotation, biological process: negative regulation of TORC1 signaling. NCBI's taxonomy places the organism in Eukaryota, Metazoa, Chordata, Actinopteri, Clupeiformes, Clupeidae. The record is from RefSeq and is a predicted model, not a curated record.